This is a messenger RNA of Myxocyprinus asiaticus (Chinese sucker), 3487 nucleotides long. Its product is annotated as extended synaptotagmin-3-like. The transcript has 23 exons. Lineage: Eukaryota; Metazoa; Chordata; Actinopteri; Cypriniformes; Catostomidae. Gene Ontology annotation, molecular function: lipid binding. The coding region runs from base 262 to 2850 and encodes 862 amino acids. The record is from RefSeq and is a predicted model, not a curated record. Gene Ontology annotation, biological process: lipid transport.
AAAAAUCUAGUGGAUGGGGAAACACGGAAGUUCACAAAAACUGACAAGAGAGCUUCCAAAAUCGCGGUUUGCGCUCCAGCUUCAAUGGAGAUGAACUAAACGCGAUGGAUCUGAUGAGAUGAUGCUGAGGGCGUCUGGGUAAAUGUUUACACUUGUGGUCUGAUGAUUGGGUUUGAUUUUUAUUUUUGUUGGGGGGAUGUAUUUAAUCUAAAAUAGACAUCCAAACACAACACAACGAUCGACAGACCUGAUCAGAAAAAAAUGAGUGCUGCUGCUGUUACAAACAGUGAGGGUCAAGUGCCCUCCAUCCCUGCUGUUGGAACAAGCGAGGGACUCGGUCUCAGUGUAAAGGAUGUCAAUCAAAUAAUCAUGGAAUUCCUGAUGUUCAUGAUGAGAGCGAUUGCCCUGUGCUAUCCCGUGUACCUGAUCGGCUCACUUGGACUGAGCAUUAGCUGGAUUCUUCUGAGUAUGUUGAUGUGGACCAUGUGGAAAAACAACCGCAAGUGGAAAGAUCACAGGAUUGACACCGCCAUCGACUUCUUGGAAAACGAGAAGACCGUGAUCAACACUGAACUGAAGGCCAUGAACAUGCCAGCUUGGAUUCACUUUGCAGAUGUUGAGAAGGCUGCUUGGAUCAACAAGAUUCUUCAGCAGGCAUGGCCAUUUUUUGGCGUGUUCAUGGAGAAGCUUCUAAUCGAAAACAUUCAGCCGUCCGUAAGAUCGUCUAGUCCCCAUCUCAAGACCUUCAGCUUUACUAAAGUCCACAUGGGACAGAAGGCUCCAACUAUCACAGGCGUACGGGUGUACACACAUGAGCUGGACACAAGAGAGGUCAUCCUUGACCUCAAUUUUAUUUAUGAGGCUGAUGUGGACAUUGAUGCUGAUGUUAAACCAGCUAUCAAAGUAGGAGUCAAAGGGCUUCAGCUUCAGGGGAUGCUACGUGUAAUCCUUGAGCCUCUGAUUGGUCAGGCACCCCUUGUAGGUGGAGUCACCAUGUUCUUUAUUCGUCGACCUACUCUGCAAAUAAAUUGGACUGGCAUGACUAAUGUUUUGGACAGUCCAGCACUAAGUCAUAUGUCAGAAUCUGCGAUUGUGGACAUCAUCGCCUCUCUCAUGGUUCUGCCCAAUCGGAUGUGCUUCCCUUUGAUUGAACAAGUCAAGGUCGACCACAUGAGGUUUCCACUGCCUCGAGGCGUGGUACGGGUCCACAUCUUGGAGGCCCGGGAUCUUGUAGCAAAAGACACACACAUGAUGGGACUGGUGAAGGGCAAGUCAGAUCCAUAUACUGUGCUGAGGGUCGGAAACAAGCAGUUCAAAACGAAGACUAUAAAAGAAAACUUGAAUCCACGCUGGAAUGAAGUUUUUGAGUUCGUCAUUCAUGAAGCUCCUGGGCAAGAGUUGGAAGUGGAACUUUUCGAUGAAGACACGGAUGCUGAUGACUUUUUGGGCAGGUUCAAUCUGGAUUUUGGGGAGGUGAAGAAAGAAAGAGUGCUAGACAAGUGGUUCACUCUGGAGGACAUUCAGAGUGGUGAGAUACAUAUGAAGUUACAGUGGUUUUCUCUGCAAACAAACCAAGCACUACUGAAGGAGACCACUGAUGGUCUCGCUUGUGCCAUGCUGGCAGUAUACCUUGACAGUGCCUCCAAUUUGCCUAAAGACCAAAGAGAUUUCACCCAAAAUGAUAAGCAUGGAAAACCAGUCAAAGAAUCUCGGCUCACCAGAAAAACUAACGACCCCAACUCAUAUGUGGAGUUUUCCAUAGAUCGACAAAGUCAAAAAAGCAAGGUUGUUUUUGCCUCAAAAGACCCUGUUUAUGAAGAAUGCUUCACAUUCUUUGUACACAGUGUGAAUAGCCAGGUGUUGAAUGUUGAGGUGAAAGAGCACGAUAAGAAAGCCUCACUGGGCUUGUUCAGAUUGCCUCUGGGACGACUGCUCAAUGUAUCCGACAUGACCAUGGACCAGCGCUUCCAGCUUGAACGCUCAGGAGCCAAUAGCCAAAUCAAGAUGAAAGCUGUUCUCAGGAUUCUUACACUGGAGAAACCAGAACCAAAGGUUGUCACCCCGCCACCGAAGUCUCCAUCUUCCCAAACUCAUCCUCAGCCCCAAACUCCAGCUCCAGCUGCAACUCCAGCAACAGCUCAGACCUUACAGUUCGACCAGAAAGAAAACAUGCCCAUUUCAUCUGUCCCACUCUCAAGAACACAGACUGUACCAGCCCAAAUUGCAGGUUCAGCCAGCUCAACUAACGGACUCCAAGAAGAUUAUCCACCCUACCGCCGAAGUUCUUUCAUGGCCACAGAGGGGCGAUAUUUCACACCUUCCACCCCCAGUCAAAUGCGUCGCUAUGAUUCCCACAGCCUCUUGUCAGAGAACUCAAUUGCAUCUUCUCGCUUUGAUCUAGCGGACAGUGUCCCUUAUCCAGAGGCCAUACUGAAUCAUCAAGGCAGCUUUGGACAGAUUGAGCUGACAGUGCGUUAUGCCACCUUAAGGAAACGACUCACUGUAAUGGUCAACAGCUGCAGGGAACUGUUCUCCUGUAGUGAGAGUGGCUCUGAUACUUACGUCCGCAUAUAUCUGUUACCUGAUCAAACAUGGAAACACCGCAAAUGCACUAAAGUGAAAAAGAAGACUGUUAACCCUGAAUUCUAUGAGAUAUUUGAGUUUUCUGUGUCAAUGGAGGAAGCAAGGACCAGAAAGUUGGACGUUGCAGUAAAAAACAAUAAAAUGCUUCACAAAAGAGAGCGAAAGGAGAUCGGAACGGUUCUGAUUGAUCUGUCUGAAAUAGAUCUGACCAAGCCCUCCACAGAAUGGUAUGAACUCACUCUCCCUGGGCUAAAGAAGACAAACUAGCAUAAUUUUACUCAAGUAAAAUUAUGACAAAACCUUUUAGAAUAACAUACAAAUAUGUGUUUGGAAGACUUGCAUAAAGUAUUAUGUUUGGUUGCUAUAAUGUAUUCAGGACUUCUAAGAUCUACAUUUUUAUUCUACUUUUAAUAUGUCUACUUUCUAUUGUGGUCUAGAACAUAUUUUUUCAAAACAAGCAGAUACCACAAACAUGUAACUGGAUUCUUUUAUUUUUACAUUUGUAAAUAACAUGAAGAACAUAGCUCAGAGCUUUCUGAUCUCUUUGGAGCUUACUUGGAUUGUCUCUAAACUUGGGAAGUAGCAAUAACAAUCAUUUUUAUUAUUGAACACUUCUUAAAUCAGGUCUUGUCAUGAAAGUGUAUUGCAAUGUUAUUGUUGUUCUAAUCAUGUGUUCUGAAAACAGUUUAAUUUAAAAUCUAAAUACUGAAUAAUAAUUAAGUUAUUACUGUUAUCAGCGUGCACCAACAUUCAUUCCUUUUUAGAAACAUAGUCCUUUCCUUGUCUGGAUGCCAAAGGUAUUUAUUUAAAAAUUUAAUGUUGAGGAUGUACAGUAUAUUAGUAAGGGCUAAACUUGCAAAAAAUGACAAUAAAACAUUUUAAGUUCUUUGAAGAACUUUAUUUG